Messenger RNA from Hydra vulgaris (swiftwater hydra), 879 nucleotides. The record is from RefSeq and is a predicted model, not a curated record. Lineage: Eukaryota; Metazoa; Cnidaria; Hydrozoa; Anthoathecata; Hydridae.
AUGCCUUGUGAUAACGAGCUUAUUAGCGCUGAUGAUAUUCCAGCACAAACUGAAAUAUGCUUAUAUGAUACAGGCAGUAAAUUUGAAAACCAAGAUGAAACAACUAGCUUAGUAAGUCACAAUGAAGACGAAGCUGUAGAGUACGAUGUCAAUACUGAUUGCCUUCAGAGUCAGUUACAAACAUGGGUUUUAAAAUUUAACAUUUCACAUAAUGCAUGUUCAGAUUUGCUUUCAUUGUUAAGACAAUCACAUCCUGAUUUGCCAAAGGAUGCAAGAAGUUUGUUGCAAACUGAAAGAAGCAUCACUAUAAAAAGUAUUGCAGGCGGAGAAUAUUUCUAUUUUGGAUUAAAACAUUGGCUUUCUAUUUUAAUGGAAAGGUAUCCUAUCAGGUCUGAAAUUAGUAAAUUGUAUCUGCAUAUAAAUAUAGAUGGAGUGCCAUUAUUUAAUAGCUCAACUGCCAGUUUGUGGCCUAUUCUUUGCUCUGUUCGAGAUGCUGAUUGGUAUCCUUUUCCACUUGCACUUUAUUUUGGUAAAACAAAGCCUAACUCAUUGCAGGAUUAUUUAAAAGAUUUUGUUGCUGAAAUAAAAAUAUUAGAACGAAUAGGUUUUGUUUGUGUGGCAACUGGAAAGCACUAUUUAAUAAAGUUAGAGGCUUUUAUUUGUGAUGCACCAGCCAGAGCAUUUGUAAAGUGCAUUAAACCACAUAAUGCAUAUCAUUCUUGUGAACGCUGCUUUCAAAAAGGUAAGUGGUAUGGCAAAGUCAUUAUGCCCAAUUUAGCCGCACCUCUGAGAUCGGACAUCACUUUUAAAAACAAAGCAGAUAAAAAUCAUCAUGAUGGUUCACGUAUGUCACCUAUUGAGGAAUUAAUAUUGGAUUAG